AUGAAUGAAGAGAGAUUAACGGCCGACAUGGCUUUUAAAGAUUCAUCAUCGGUCGUCAUAAGAAUCCGGCGAAAAUUGCCGGAUUUUUUACACUCCGUGAAGCUCAAAUAUGUUAAAUUAGGAUAUGGUUAUUCAUGCAACACUGCCACUCUUCUUCUAUUCCUUGUAGUACUCCCUUUGGUCAUAACCACUGCUGUACAAAUAACUGGUCUAAAAUUCAACAUGUUUUCUGAUAUUUGGAGGAAUCAAACAAUACUUUUUGAUACUGCAACAGUUGUAAUAGGUUCCACUCUGUUGAUGUUCUUGUUAGGCCUGUAUUGGGCUAAGAAACCGAGGCCCGUUUAUUUGGUCGAUUUCGCAUGUUACAAGCCCGAAGAUGAACGGAAAAUGUCGGUGGAUUCCUUCGUAAAGAUGACAGAAGAGAAUGGUGCUUUCGAGGAGGAGACAAUUCAGUUCCAAAAAAGAAUAUCAUCCCGGUCUGGGCUAGGCGAUGAGACCUAUUUCCCAAGGGGUAUUACAUCCCGACCUCCUAACCUGUCGAUGAAAGAAGCCCGAUUGGAGGCUGAGGCUGUCAUGUUUGGUGCGUUGGACUCGUUGUUUAAUAAGACCGGAGUGAAACCGAAGGACAUUGGGAUUCUUAUUGUUAACUGCAGCUUAUUCAAUCCAACACCUUCUCUAUCUUCGAUGAUUGUGAAUCACUAUAAGCUUAGAACUGAUAUCAGGAGCUUCAAUCUAGGCGGAAUGGGCUGCAGUGCGGGCCUAAUAUCAAUCGACCUCGCAAAACAUCUCCUCCAAGCUAACCCUAAUGAGUAUGCAGUUGUUGUAAGUACUGAAAACAUAACUUUGAAUUGGUACUUUGGAAACGAUCGUUCAAUGCUAUUAUGCAACUGUAUAUUCCGCAUGGGCGGGGCUGCGGUUCUUCUUUCGAACAAAGCCCGGGACAAGGCCCGAUCAAAAUAUCAGCUAGUCCAUACUGUUCGAACCCAUAAAGGUGCAGGCGAUAAUAGCUACAACUGUGUGUACCAAAGAGAGGAUGAUAAAGGUGCAGUUGGGGUUUCGCUUGCUCGUGAACUAAUGGCAGUCGCUGGCGAUGCUUUGAAGACGAAUAUAACCACACUGGGGCCUUUAGUAUUACCCUUCUCUGAACAAUUCAUGUUUCUUAUUACUUUAAUCAAGAAGAAGGUCUUUCGAGCUAAGGUGAGGCCAUAUAUACCCGAUUUCAAGCUCGCUUUCGAGCAUUUUUGCAUACACGCAGGCGGUCGGGCCGUGUUGGAUGAGAUACAGAAGAAUCUGCAACUGACGAAUUGGCACAUGGAACCAUCUAGGAUGACUUUGCACAGGUUUGGAAAUACUUCGAGUAGCUCGUUGUGGUAUGAGUUGGCUUAUACCGAGGCGAAAGGACGGGUUUCGAGUGGGAAUAGGGUGUGGCAAAUUGCGUUCGGGUCGGGAUUCAAGUGCAAUAGUGCAGUUUGGAGAGCUCUGAGGGAAAUUCCCGCGAAAGAGGGCGAAGGUAACCCAUGGUUUGAUUGUAUUGAUCGCUACCCUGUUGCAUAG
Messenger RNA from Fraxinus pennsylvanica, 1554 nucleotides. Lineage: Eukaryota; Viridiplantae; Streptophyta; Magnoliopsida; Lamiales; Oleaceae. The record is from the annotation of a GenBank genome assembly.